ACUUCAAUAUUUUCCUCACAAAGCUCUCUGCAGUUCUCUGACAGUCUAUAGAGUCACCUCCUCCUCCACCGGAGUCCGCUGCUCUCUCUCUCUCUCUCUCUCUCUCCAAAUAUUAUAAGGUCUUUGAUGAGUGAAUUUGCAUGCAUGGAGGACUGGGAUUUGCAAGCUGUUGUAAGAGGGUGCAUAAAUAUUGAAGCCCCUACUGCUAUCCUUCGGGAUCCAAAAUCUUGUUUUCCACCUAUGAAUGCUGUAGAAGAUGGUGCUUUAAGCUUUCCUGAAAACAGUGAAACUACAACAGUUUUAGAUAAACUGGAAAUGCUUAACAAGCCCUUCUAUCCUGUCUUGAACCCUGUUUCAUCACAAACCAUCCGGCCAAGCUCCAUAUCUGCUCCUAAAGAACUCAAAGAACCAGACCAGAAGCGAAGUAUAAUAAAAUCACCAAGAUCAAGAAGGAAGAAUCAGCACGAAAGGGUGGUGCAACAUGUGACAGCGGCCGAGGGAUUUUGCUCAGAUAUGUGGGCUUGGCGUAAAUACGGUCAGAAACCCAUCAAGGGAUCGCUAUAUCCGAGGAGCUACUACAGGUGCAGCAGUUCAAAAGGGUGUUCAGCAAGAAAGCAGGUGGAACGUAGUCCUUUGGACCCGGGAGUUUUCAUUGUAACGUACACUUCAGAACACAAUCACAGCCGCCCAACUCGUCGAAACUCCCUUGCUGGAAGCACCCGGAGCCACUUAACAACACCCGGAAAGAAAAACAAAUCUUCUCCAUAUUCUUCCAAAAUCCUUUCUCCAACAACCCCUUUGAUGGCAUCCACAGAGUACGAGUUUGUGCAAAAUGCGAGCUUGAAGAAAGAGGAACCGCAAAUAUUGGUGCAAGACACUGAUCAAGGUAAUGGAAUUUUCAAUAUAGACGAUAUAGUAUGGGAAAACGAACUAUUUCCAAGCCUAGAGGAUUUUGAGGAACUGGCCUCACAACCGCCCUUGAGUGGAUGCUUUUUGGAUUCAUCAACGGAAAACAUUCCUGUACCUUGGUUCGUUGAUCGAUCGACAGCCACAAAUGAUGGUCACUGACGCGGAGCAUGUACUUACAUAUAUGGGAUACUAAAGCUAGCAUAAAAGUUCCAAACGCAGAUCAGGCACACUGUAAUUUCAUUUUCCCCUCAUUAAUGAUUCUUCAUGUUCUGUAUUAAUCUAGAGCCUAAAAUAUUAACCGAAUUAAUUAAAUAUCCUUUCAGGCAUUGAAAAAAUAAACGAUCCAACCUAUUCAAACGCUACUCAUGUAGAUCUAUUAAUUUUCCACAAUCGUUUAAUAAGGAUUUGUGAUUAAAUAUCUUCUUUAAUUAACCAUUUUAAUUCUAAUUGACAUUAAUCUGUCCACGUACAGAUCAUCGACCGGCGAGCACCUCCCA
Molecule: messenger RNA, 1406 nt
Organism: Carya illinoinensis
Lineage: Eukaryota; Viridiplantae; Streptophyta; Magnoliopsida; Fagales; Juglandaceae
Product: probable WRKY transcription factor 29
Exons: 2
Coding region: 127-1068 (313 amino acids)
Biological process (GO): regulation of DNA-templated transcription
Cellular component (GO): nucleus
Molecular function (GO): DNA-binding transcription factor activity; transcription cis-regulatory region binding
Source: RefSeq, a predicted model, not a curated record